Molecule: messenger RNA, 2762 nt
Organism: Haliaeetus leucocephalus (bald eagle)
Lineage: Eukaryota; Metazoa; Chordata; Aves; Accipitriformes; Accipitridae
Gene: NAE1
Product: NEDD8 activating enzyme E1 subunit 1
Exons: 19
Coding region: 1-1926 (641 amino acids)
Biological process (GO): protein ubiquitination; ubiquitin-dependent protein catabolic process; DNA damage response
Cellular component (GO): nucleus; cytoplasm
Molecular function (GO): ubiquitin activating enzyme activity
Source: RefSeq, a predicted model, not a curated record
AUGCACCUGAAGAAAAGAGCAUCCUCUGUUUCUACGCUCGUGGUUCCCAUCAGCUUCAGUGUUCCCCAGAGAGAUCAAGGCCUGCCUUGUCAGCACAGGUUUUUUCUACCGGUUUCCAAACUGCCAUCUCAAACCCCACUGAACAACGACGGCAGCUCCUCUCGUCGCCCGACCGUCGGAUGUGGCGAGAUCUCCGUGUCAGAGCAAAGGAAUGCUUUCACCUAUCCACGCAAGACAGAGGCAGCGCCCGCGACUCACAAAAGCAGCCACGGGACGAAUCCUGCAGCCCCGCAGCCCAGCCUAAGAUUGUGGGGUGACCAUGGACAAGAAGCUUUAGAAUCUGCCCAUGUUUGUGUAAUAAACGCAACGGCGACAGGAACUGAAAUACUCAAAAACUUAGUGCUACCAGGUAUUGGUUCAUUUACAAUUGUCGAUGGGAAUCGGGUCUCUGGAGAAGAUGUUGGAAAUAAUUUCUUUCUACAAAAAAGCCAUAUUGGUCAGAAUCGUGCCCAGAGUGCCACUGAGCUCCUGCAAGAAUUGAAUAGUGAUGUUUCUGGAAACUUUGUUGAAGAGAGUCCAGAAAAACUUCUAGACAAUGACCCUUCCUUUUUUAAUCGGUUUAACUUGGUGGUUGCAACGCAACUACCAGAAAGUACGUUGCUGCGCUUGGCUGAACUUCUCUGGAAUUCUAAUGUUCCUCUGCUGGUCUGCAGGACUUAUGGACUGGUUGGUUAUAUGAGAGUCAUUAUUAAAGAACAUACAGUUGUUGAAUCUCAUCCUGACAAUAUGUUAGAAGAUCUGAGACUGGACAAACCGUUUCCAGAGCUGAGGGAACAUGUUCAGUCUUAUGACUUGGAUCAUAUGGACAAAAAGGACCAUAGCCACACUCCAUGGAUUGUGAUUGUAGCCAAGUAUCUAACAAAAUGGUUCAACGAGAAAAGUGAUCAGUUGCCCAAGAGUUACAAAGAAAAAGAAGCCUUCAGACAACUGAUUCGGCAAGGUAUUUUAAAGAAUGAAAAUGGGACCCCAGAAGAUGAGGAAAACUUUGAAGAAGCUAUAAAAAAUGUGAACACAGCAUUAAAUACCACAGAGAUUCCAAGAUGCAUUGAAGAGAUUUUUAAUGAUGAUUGCUGCAUAAAUCUCACAGAGCAGUCACCCUCCUUCUGGAUUUUGGCUCGAGCUGUAAAGGAGUUUGUGGCAAAUGAGGGGCAAGGAAGCUUGCCUGUCCGGGGCACUAUUCCUGAUAUGAUAGCAGACUCCAAUAAAUUUAUCAAAUUGCAAAAUGUGUACCGUGAAAAAGCAAAGAAGGAUAUUGCUGCUGUGGGUAACCAUGCUGCUAAAUUGUUACAAUCCCUAGGCAAGGCACCCGAAUCUAUUUCAGAGAGAGAAUUAAAAUUGCUUUGCAGCAACUCAGCUUUCCUCCGAGUAGUACGAUGUAGAUCUCUGUCUGAAGAAUAUGGUUUAAACACUUUUAACAAGGAUGAAAUCAUUUCCUAUAUGGACAACCCAGACAGUGAAGUAGUGCUGUACUUGAUGCUACGGGCUGUAGACAGAUUUUAUAAGCAGCAUGGUAGAUACCCAGGUGUCUACAACUAUCAGGUAGAAGAUGAUAUUGGAAAACUAAAAUCAUGCCUUACUGGUUUCUUACAAGAACAUGGGUUGUCUGUAGUGGUGAAAGAUGACUAUGUUCAUGAGUUUUGCCGCUAUGGAGCUGCUGAGCCACAUGCUAUCGCUGCCUUCAUGGGAGGUAAGAAUAUCACUGUAUUUCUAAGGUCCAUGCAAACAAACCAACCUGCUCUAGUGCAUACUUGUGUCAAAAUCUCCACUGCUUUAAUUACUUUGUAUUGUCAGAGCAAAGACCCAUCACAGACUGUAGUCAAAGAUACUAUUAGAACAAAAUCCUUCCCCUUAAUUCUCCAGAUAUGACCUCCUGUGGUAUAUAGAAAAAGUGGACACAAUAAGGGGUUUAGAGUCAGUAAAAGAAAGCAAAUAAACUUAAAAAAUAAUCUCAGUAGAUCAAUUCUAGUAGCUUAAAAGUGUGUUUAAAAAUAAAAUGCUUGAAAGAGGCUUUGAGUUAAAAAGAAAAGGGCAAGGAAUAAUUGUAGUAACAUUAAAAUUAACACAGUACACACCUUCCUUUAAAAUAACACAAUACACUUAAGUAUCUAUUAAAUAUAAAUAGCCUUGAUUGCUUAAUUCAACCUGUGGGCAUUAUUAAAACUAAAUAUAUGUUUUAAUGGAUGCUCAAAAUUGAUGUAUCAAUUCACUUAUCUUUAUUUGGCUUCAUGCGGUGCUGAAGAUAAUUGUAUUAAAUACUCUGUGGAUGUAGGAUUUUUUUUCUGAUUAAGUGAACCUUGGUAUUUGCAGUGCUUUAGAAAAAUAUGUAAAGACAUCUUCUUAAGAAAUUACAGAAUAUUUCAUACUACAGAAGAACACAAAGGGAUCAUAGUGAAGUGACCAAUUUAUUUUACAGUUUAACUGUAUGUGAUUUUUUUAAAAUUUAACUUCUCAAUUUCAUUUAGAGAGGUCACAACUUGCAUGGGUCUGUCUGCUCACGCAUUUUUACUCUGUGUGUGUGUGUACGUACAUGGAGAGAGAGAGAGAAAGCGUAUACAGCAAAGUGUAUACUAGGAAGUACUGAAAGGCAUCUUUUCCUCCUAGGAGUUGUAUCAGGUGCUUCCAAAAUAAUUCCUGUGUAGUGAGUUCUAGAUAAAUAGCAUUCUUUUACUGGUUUUUAAGUAUGACCUGCUAACUACCUUCUG